Cheilinus undulatus (humphead wrasse) is the source of this 682-nucleotide messenger RNA. RefSeq names its product NADH:ubiquinone oxidoreductase subunit S4 (gene ndufs4). The transcript is spliced from 5 exons. The record is from RefSeq and is a predicted model, not a curated record. Lineage: Eukaryota; Metazoa; Chordata; Actinopteri; Labriformes; Labridae. The coding region runs from base 66 to 578 and encodes 170 amino acids. Gene Ontology annotation, biological process: electron transport chain.
UCUCCUUCCGCUUCUCGCUCUGUUUGUUCCUUCGUGGACACCGUACGUCGUUGUUGACAACAAUCAUGGCGUCCUCAAUGUCACUUCUCGGUUUCAGGCGUUUGUCUUUGAUAAAUGCAGCGUCUAAAUUGGUCUUUAACCCUGCCAGGUCUACAAGCACAACCACAUCAAGGCUGGCAGAGAAAUCAGGACAAGACACGCAACUUAUCACAGUUGAUGAGAAAUUGGACAUCACCCCUCUGACAGGUGUCCCAGAGGAGCACAUUAAAACCCGUAAAGUUCACAUCUUUGUCCCGGCCAAAACAGCCAUGCAGUCUGGAGUCAACAGCACCAAGAAGUGGAAGAUGGACUUUGACACCAGAGAACGUUGGGAGAACCCGUUGAUGGGCUGGGCCUCGACUGCUGACCCCUUGUCCAACAUGAUGCUCACAUUCUCCUCCAAGGAAGAUGCCAUUGCUUUUGCUGAUAAAAAUGGCUGGAGCUACGACAUCACAGAGAAAAGGAGCUCAAAGCCCAGAGUGAAGUCUUACGGAGCAAACUUCUCCUGGAACAAGAGGACAAGGAGGUCUGCGAAGUAAACUGAAGAUGGCCACCUGUUAGCUGCUCUGACCCUGAGUGUGUCCCACUGCAGACCUGUAUCAUUCUUGUCAAUAAAUGCAUUAUUAUAUAUGUUUAAAGCAAA